Ilyonectria robusta is the source of this 633-nucleotide messenger RNA. RefSeq lists its product as uncharacterized. The transcript has a single exon. The record is from RefSeq and is a predicted model, not a curated record. Bases 212 to 559 code for a protein of 115 amino acids. NCBI's taxonomy places the organism in Eukaryota, Fungi, Ascomycota, Sordariomycetes, Hypocreales, Nectriaceae.
UUGACUGGAUGGGAUGGGAAUCUGCUAUGGGACUUGUGCAGUCGAUUGCAACUGUGACUCUGGCUUGGCCCUGGACCAGGGACGAUAGACAAACUCCUCCCCGAAAUCAGCCGACCCCCCCUUGAGCUUAUGACAAGGCGCUAUUCCCUUUGAGUGCCUCCAUUUAGCCAGAGCAGAACAGGCCGAUGGUUUGCUCGCCGUCUUGUGUCGAAUGCGGCGUCGUCGUAUAUGUUGCCGAAGCGCGGUUCUUUGGCCACGCCGCGGUCUUCCAUCGGCAUGUGGUGAUCUGGGGUCAUCCGUGAAGCGCUCUACCUACGGCAUCCCCCGGAAACGCAGAAAAAGAAAGGAAAAUUCCCCCACGGCAAGGACACGACAAUCGACAUGGACACGGGGGAAAAGCCGACCCGACCUGACGAUGAUUCCCACACCCUCGUUGCACAUUUGCGCUUCCACAUUCACGCCCAGACCGCACCCAUCCACGGGCUCCCAGACACACUCCCCGGCCCGGCCAGGCUUAGAGCAUGCCACACUGACACCGGCUGCGGCUGUACGUACCUGAGGUACCGCCCCGACCCAGCGCUGGAGGGCCCCACUCGGCGCUAGUGCUGGCGGGGGGGGGGCCUGCUGCAGCGG